Messenger RNA from Salvia hispanica, 933 nucleotides. NCBI's taxonomy places the organism in Eukaryota, Viridiplantae, Streptophyta, Magnoliopsida, Lamiales, Lamiaceae. The record is from RefSeq and is a predicted model, not a curated record.
AUGGUUAAACCCUUUUUCCAUUUUCUGCCUGGUUCUGUUGUGUGUUUUGCCGCUCACCAUUUCUCAGUUAAAGCUCAACAAGAAUGGGCUGCUGCUAAAGGGCUCAAUGCUAAGGCAGCCAAAGAAAUUCUGGAUUUGAGGAAUUGUAAAAAUGAUCCAUGGACAUUAGAUUUACAUGGUCUUCAUGCAGCAGAAGCAGUUAAAGCAUUGCAUGAACAUUUAAUGAGUGUUGAAACCCUACUAUCACCGCACUGUUUAGAAGCACAGCAAGUAAUGGUAAAGGAAUCCAGCGUGUCAGUUGCUGCAUCUGCACAAUCAUCUGGUCAGCUUGAGAUGGAGAAGUUCGGGAGACGGCACCCAACUUCUAGGCAGAGGAUUACAUUGUUACAAGUUAUAACAGGAAAGGGUAAUCAUAGCCGGGGAUCAGCUGCACUCCCAUCAGCUGUCAGAAACUUUCUCAGUGAGAAAGGGUAUAGUUUCGAUGAGACUAGACCUGGGGUUAUAAUGGUACGACCCAAGUUUCGGUUGCGAUGAGCCAUUGGUGUCCCAUUUGAAAAAGAAUAAACUGUGCUACAGUGAGCUGGUGGUAUGUGAAUAUAUAUUGAUUACUAUUAUGCAAUCUAAUUUCUCCUAUGUUGGGGUUGACUGAACUACCAUAAGGAAAUUCAUUGCUGGAAGCUGCUGUUGUCAGUGGAGGCACAUGUAACGAACAUACAAUAUUUAUGGUGUGAAUUAGUGUUAGCUGAGAUAGUACAGUUGGUCAUGUUUAGCUAGUUACUCUUACAGAUAUAUCAUGAGUUUAGUGGUUUAAACAUAGAAUACUGUACAUGUACUACAAGGUUAGCAUUUCAGAACAGGAUUUAGUUUUAUGACUCAAUAGCCCUGAAUCAUGAUUAUUUUGUUAGCACUAUUAAACCAAGUGAUGUUAAGGUA